AAGAGUAUUACACAUGACUUAUGACCACGAGUAAGACUCUAAUAGACAUUAUCAUUAUUUGCAGUGAAGACAAAAGUGACAGCGUGACUGACUCUUCUAAUGACAGACAAUUAGACGUUGAGACGAAUGAAAUAGUUACUAAUGAUUUGACUGAAAAACCAGUCUUAAGAAGGAAAAGGGAAGUGGUAGGAAAAGACUUAGGUGUUAAUGAAACAACAACUACAACCACAACAAAACCAGAAGAAAUGUCAGAAAGAAGUGACAGUGGUGAAGAAAUGGAGUAUAUUGAGAUUGAUACCGAUGUUGAAGAUGCCGAUGGUUCACCUUUAGAUGAUACUGAGAGAGGAAAGAGACAAGUUAGAUAUUAUUUAAAAAAUGGUUAUAAGACACCUGGAAAAAACUGGGCCUUCUUAAAGCCGUUGAAAAUUAUUGAGUUCCCACAGUCAAAAUUCAAUGCAAAUGUUCAAAAUGCAAGAUACCAACAGUUUAGCAAUAAUUUAAAUAACAACAAUUUUUAUGAGAUCACUCGACGACCACAGCCUUAUAAUAAUAAUUUAUAUUCUACAGCCAAUCCGUUCCUAACCUAUCAAGUUAGCAACUCCCAAGGAAUUUUUAAACCUAGUUUACCAGAUCCUUCAAGUCAGCCUGCUCACAAUCCCCUAAACUCUGCAACCCAAAUAAUAACCAAAAGUCCCCCAAUAUCAUCACUAAACAGUGACACAUUUCCUUCAAUGGCUGGAGGUUUUUUUAAUAAUAACGUUCCCCAGCAGAGUUAUGUACAGUAUCAAAUGUAUUCAUCAACACCAUCAAACGUAAAUCAUCAAAACAGUCCAUUCGUGUUUCCUGAUUCAUCUCAUGUUCCUAGUACGAUCGUCACGGGUAAACCUGUCCCAGUACCCACAUCACCUCGGCCUCAGGAAAAUUAUAGAAAUUCUGAACAAGAGAGAAAUAAAUAUCAGCAAGAAAACCAGCAACCGAUAAGAAAUAACCAACACCCAGUUAGAAAUGUAAAGGUCUUGCCGCCACAUGCUCAAAAACCAACAGAUGAUAAAGAUUAUGAUGAUGAAGAAAAUUCUAACGAAGAGGAUGAAUCUUCAGAAGAAGAGGAAGACGAGGAUGACGACCGUCACAGAGAUGAUUUCCCACCACCGCCUUAUGAAUUUACCCACCCAAGUCACAAAUAUAAAGAUAUAGAAAAUCCUUUCGCUAAGCCAGACUUCGAUUUUGAUGCAUAUUUGACGAAGUUAAGCAAUGGUCAGUAUAAUCCUGGAAAUUCAAAUCAACAUCCAAGACCAGUGGCAAUAGUUAAACCCACAAUUGAAGUAACGACGAUUUCCCAACUUGGUGCUCGAGGGCCAAGUACAACAGUAAGUUAUAAAGGAAUGAGUACACCAAAACCUUUUACCGUACCUUCUGGACCGGGUAGUUCUGUGGCAACAAUCGUAAAUAGUGCAAGACCAUCAUCGGCACCCAUUAAACAAGGGCAGACUUAUGACCAGGUUAUUCAAAGACCAGAACCGAUUAGGCAAACCCAACAACAGCAGCAGCAGCAGCAACAGCAACAGCAGCAACAACAACAACAACAGUCUUCUAAUGAUAACGCUUUUGUACCUCGUCAAACUGCUGGUACUCCACUUGAUGCCAACAGGCCAAAGUUGAAACCACCAAACUUCAAUGAUGACCGUCAAUUACCAAUUAGUUAUAGCUUCAGCAGACCAAUUAGCAGCACCCCUAAACCAACGGAAGAUAAUAAAUAUAAAGGAGAGACUUAUCAUACUUUUUCUGUUACUCCUAAGCCAUACUUAUUAGUCACUGGGACAGGCUCGCCUAUCAUUCUGUCCACACCUAAACAUCAGUAUAUCGUCAAACCAGAAAAGAUCAUAUCCCUUCAACCACACAUAGUUGCAACUGCAAAACCAUACUUAGUGUCAUCCAUCAAACCUCAUAGCGCCUACGCAAUAAUAAAAAAUUCUACACCUAAACCUCUGUCGGCAUUGGCACAUCAGCAACUAUCAACUCUACAACAAUACUGGAACAAUCCAUCUACCGAAUCUGUUACAUUCCGUACCGUUUCAUUUAAGCCUAGCACACCAAAGAACAUUCAAAACCUCGGAAACUUGUUUGCGCAAGCUGUAAAGUCGACUCAAAUGCCAGUUAAAAAUUAUAGUAACCAUCAAAAUGCAGCAAACACAUACAACAACAGCCCAAUAACUACAACUACAACUACGACUACACGAGCGCCACUUAAACGCAGACCAAUUCCAAAACCUUCUCCAGAAAUGGCUGAUUACUAUUACGAUGAUGAAGAUGAACAAUACUACUAUGAACCUGUUGUUAAACCAAAGUACAUGCCCAGUACUGAAGUGAAACCACAAAGACCACCAAUGGCCCAGAAUUACAAAGAAUAUGACGAUAGUUAUGAAGAAAACGCUGAACCAUCUAAAGUUAGAGCUAAGCCAAAACCUACACGAGUACCAAUGAAGUAUAAUGUUUACAAACCAGAAAGUGCCACUAAAAAUCUUAAUGAUGUAUCUGUUGUUACAAAAUCUCCUAUGAAAGAUUUUAACAAAAACAUCAAUGGAAAAAUACCUAUUCCGGUAUUAGUAGACUACGGUACCCCUACCCCGAAUACAUUGAUUCGUCCUGAAAUAUCUAAUUACCAAAUCGUGCACCAUAUGCCUAGAAAUAGAACUAUUAUGCAUAUAAGAAGACCAGUUACUGAAAAUGGACCGAAUACCAUGAAACCUCCCAAAUAUUUGAAUCAAACGACUUUGCGUCCCUAUACAGUUAGGCAUAGGUUAGCUAAGCCGACAACACUUCAAGAAACUUCCCAAAAUGAUGAUAAGCAGACCAGAGGAAGAGUAAGACAUCCGAAUAUUGUUGCACAAAUGAAAUUGACAACUCCUCGUGAUAGCCACAACCAAGAGACUAGAUUUACAAAGACUAAACAUGACGAUAAAACAAACAGGUAAUUAGAUGGAAACACCACUUUAUAAAUACUAACUAUGAAAUAUACUGGAGACGACUUUUGGCACCACUAACUUACACUGUCUGUAGAAUUUCUUCGGUAUAUUGAUGGAUAUUGCACUAAACCUAUUCUGACUAAACUAACACUGACUAUAACGACGAUGACUGUAGAAUCGACUGACUAAAUUGCUUUGUAUAUUGCAGAAGCUACUGUACAUACUUUUCAAUGACAUUUUUAAAUGUAAGUUGUUCACGUUAAUUGAGAUU
Helicoverpa zea (corn earworm) is the source of this 3234-nucleotide messenger RNA. RefSeq lists its product as uncharacterized. The record is from RefSeq and is a predicted model, not a curated record. Lineage: Eukaryota; Metazoa; Arthropoda; Insecta; Lepidoptera; Noctuidae. The coding region runs from base 21 to 2972 and encodes 983 amino acids. The transcript has a single exon.